This is a messenger RNA of Phytophthora nicotianae INRA-310, 1034 nucleotides long. RefSeq lists its product as hypothetical. Bases 66 to 938 code for a protein of 290 amino acids. The transcript has 4 exons. Lineage: Eukaryota; Oomycota; Peronosporomycetes; Peronosporales; Peronosporaceae. Gene Ontology annotation, cellular component: nucleus; 90S preribosome. The record is from RefSeq and is a predicted model, not a curated record.
ACAAAACGGAGGUUCUAUGAACAGCACCAUUGGUUCCAAACGACACACCGGAAUUCGACACCACCAUGGCGACUCGCAACGACGAUGAACUGGAAAUGAACUGGACGGCGGAGGCCGUCGACGCCUCGGACAACGAGAGCGUCCUGUCCGCCGGUAGCGAGGAUGAGUUCGAGGAGGAGGCGGAGCUUGAACUCGGCUCAGGCAUCAAGCGUGAACGCGAGGAGGUGGACGACCUAAUGGAUGACGAGGACGACGAGGACGACGAGGACGACGAGAACGCCACCAAGAAGCAGAAGACCGACACCAAACGCCCCAUGCCUAGAGCCAAGGGGCUGCACAAGAUGACGCAGGCGGAUCACUUUAAGAUCGUCAACGACGCCUACAUCAAGCACCGUGGUGGCCAGAUGACGUCGCUCGAGCUCGCGGACGGACUCAAUGAGUCGCACUUUGUGGCUCCAAAGGGUGUAGGCAAGCACAGGUUGGAUCUGUUGCCAUCCUACAUCCACCACUUGAUGCCGUCGUUCAAGCGAGACUUUUUGGGCAAGGGAAAACGUCGUGAUAAGAGUCCGUACUUCCUCAUUCUGUGCUCGUCGGCGCUGCGAUGUCUUGAGGUCAUCAAGCAUUUGAAGUCGUUCAAGUGUAACGUUUUGAAGCUUUUCGCCAAGCACAAAAAGCCGGAAGAACAGGCGAAGCUGCUGGCGAGUAGCUACUCGCCAAUUGCUGUGGGUACACCUGCUCGCGUCAAGAAGCUGCUGGAGAUGGACGCGCUGUCGCUGAAACACAUGACGCACGUGAUCUUUGAUAUGGAGAAGGACAAGAAGCAGCUCACUGUGUUGGAGCUGAACGACACAGCUACUGAGAUGGUGGACCUGCUGCAGUUCUAUUUCAUCCCGCAACUCAAUAAGGAAGACAGCAAGAUGAAGAUUGUACUGUUUUAACGACACUAAAAACAGCACUUUAGAGUUUUGUUUCAAGCAACAACAAAAAAAACUCGUUAUAUUUUUGAAUUUAAAUUCUAUAGCGAAUUAUCUGGU